Closterium sp. NIES-65 is the source of this 642-nucleotide messenger RNA. Lineage: Eukaryota; Viridiplantae; Streptophyta; Zygnematophyceae; Desmidiales; Closteriaceae. The record is from the annotation of a GenBank genome assembly.
AUGCUUGCAACCGACAGACUAGCAACUGGCACGACUGCCUUCUUAUCUGCUGACAUGCCCUCAUCAGCCGCCUUCCCCCCAUCAGCUCCAAUACCCUCCUCCCAUGCCCCGUCUUCCCAGACCACCUCGUUGCCACUGUCUACCUCUCUCUGUGUUCGUGCGCUGGUGGCUGACGGGGCAACAGGUGGCGGCGCGGGAUUGGGGCUGGUGGGCGCGCUGCACAACGACCUGCCGCAGCAGCUGGAGCGGUGUGGCUUCGAUGUUGUCACGGCGGGUACAGUCACAGAAGCUGUGCGACGAUUUCAACAGUCUGUGUGCGACCUGCCACCUGAUGAGACAGUGCAACAACGCGACGGGUUUGAAGAGAGCAAUGGGAGUGGGGGAAGCAAGCAACAGCUAAAGGAAGCUUCCGCAGACGAGUCACCACUUGACCAGCGGCCAGCAUCAGGAGAAGGAGUUCAAGAGGGUGUGGCAUCAAGUGACAAGAGUAUGGCAGUGGUUGCACAGGAGGCAGGAGUGAAGCCAGAGGCGCCCUUCUCUCUUGUGGUCAUGGAGCUGGAGGCCAUGGCACAUGAUGGCUUCGCAUGCAUCCGCAGCAUUCGCGAUGCCGAGGGGAGACGGCACGCAGGGAAGGUAGCGUAA